ACGCCAGGCAACGCCAGACAUGGCGCAGAAACCGCUCAGUACCGCGGCUGCCGAGCGCAUGAACCUUGUGGCCCAGGAUGAAAUCUGGAAGUACCGUCUGAAAGCUGAAUCUGAAGCUCGGCAAAACUGGGCCCAGAAAUGGGGAUUUUUAACCACCCCCUUCGAGGAGCUGAUCGAACAUGACGAGUCCCCCACCCCGAAGCCCAGAGGCCAGCUUCCCGAGCGUUUCCGCAUCCGGCCGGUGACUCCUGUGGAGAAGUACAUCAAGGUCCUUCCGUCCCCGCCGGUCCCACAGACAACUCAGGGCUUCAUCGGCUGGAGAUCUGGGGUGCCCGGCCUGAACACACACCUGCACCACGAUUUCGAGAUCAGGAGCUGCAAAGGGGCAUAUGCCCGAGAGCUAGGCUGGCCGAAGCAAGGCAUUCAUUGAUGAUGGAGCCCGGCCCCAGGGCAAGGCAUGGUGGGGCUCCAGGGCCCUGGGUCCAAGCCCAGAAAGGAAGACCCCCAGUUCCCUGAGGACAUGGGCCCCUGCAUAUCUGCUCAAGGGCUGUUGGUGAGAAUGGAAGCAUCCCUUAGAAAGUCUCUGUUCGACAGUGCACGCCUUCCAGAACGUUCACUCAACACACCCAUUCUUGGCUAAUGUAAUGAACAUUGCAAAGUAGA
Messenger RNA from Tupaia belangeri chinensis (Chinese tree shrew), 663 nucleotides. RefSeq names its product ciliary microtubule inner protein 1 (gene CIMIP1). Lineage: Eukaryota; Metazoa; Chordata; Mammalia; Scandentia; Tupaiidae. The coding region runs from base 20 to 430 and encodes 136 amino acids. The record is from RefSeq and is a predicted model, not a curated record. The transcript has 4 exons.